Messenger RNA from Brugia malayi, 2775 nucleotides. It is a transcript of the gene Bma-tbc-8, whose product is annotated as KIAA1941 protein, putative. The transcript has 20 exons. Bases 1 to 2775 code for a protein of 924 amino acids. Lineage: Eukaryota; Metazoa; Nematoda; Chromadorea; Rhabditida; Onchocercidae. Gene Ontology annotation, molecular function: GTPase activator activity. The record is from RefSeq and is a predicted model, not a curated record. Gene Ontology annotation, biological process: activation of GTPase activity.
AUGGUUCGACAUUCUAGUGCUUGGGAAACAUUUAUGACACGUUCCGAAGAAUCCAUUCUUACGGAACGGAAAACAAGUGAGAGUGGCAUUGAGACAGAAACACGUAGUGGUAGUAUUGUAAUGGUCGAUUUUGAUGUUGAAGCACCAACUGAAGCAACGCGUCGCAAAGAACGACUAUUGAAUACACUUAAAAGAGAGGUGAAAAUUAUUAUGGAAGAAUCCGUAAAUAGAAAAGCAAUUAAUGCUAAAAGUACAUAUGUGACGUCAUUAUGUGCAGCAGUGGAGCAAUGUUUAUUGGACGGUUUAAAGCGCCGUCUGCUUGGAUUAUUCGGCGGACGUUCAACUUAUGCUCUUCUACAUAACAUUGCCAAAUUUUGUCCAGAAGCAGCAACUGUGUUAACACUUACAAUCAGAGCUCAUGAUGACGAAAUUGUAUCAUGUCCGUCAUCAUAUUUAUGGAUUAGAUUUGCGCUGUUGGCAAAAAUAUUACCAGCAAUCAUUGGAUUCAUUCAUAAUUCUGUGCACUGUCGGCGAUACUAUGAAAAGAAUUCACUAAUGUUGGAUGCUGCCAAAGGCGGUGUUGUAGCAGCCCUACUCGUUGGUCCAUGUGCUAUUGACUAUACAAUGAUGGAUCAUCAAUGUGAUCCGUAUGAGGAACCCUUAGCCGGUGAAUUGGUUGAGCGACAUCGUAGCAUCCAUUCCUGUUCAGCUACUCCUCCGACACCCAAACGACCACCAUUAACGGUGAUGAAGCGUGGUAGUAGCAUAGUAACAAGCGUUGACAGCUGUUCAUCACCCAUGUGUACAUUUGGACGCGAUUAUGUGUAUUCAUUACAUCAGAACGUGAAAGCAUCAUUGUUAUACGGUAAAAAUAAUGUCACCGCGACUGUGUCACCUGAUGGACCCCCAAUGAAAGGUUAUCUAUCGCUGCAUCAGAAUUCACCGGGAAAUGUAACUGUGAAAUGGUCACCCAAUCAACUGAUGCAUUCAAGUUCGCAGCCAUCCUCAGCUUCUUGUGAUAAUCUUCCUUGUGAUGGUGAUUGGCUUUGGAGACAUAUUAUCAACAUCAAUAUCAGUGAUAUAAUCUACAUACAUAUACAUCAGUAUAAUGAGAAUUCACCGACGACAUUAAUUUUCGUUGGCGGUGAUGGCGUGCAACAUUCACCGAUGCAAUUUCCAGCCGGCCAUCAUUUGCUUGCUUUCCUUUCCUGUCUCGAAAGUGGUUUAGCACCUUACAAUCGACUCGAUCCACCCUUAUGGUUUUCCAAAGAGAAAGGUAAAAUAUUGCCGAAAUUACGACGAAAGAGCAUAACAAAGGAGUUGAACAUAAACCAUGAUGAAGAGAGCAAAUCACAGGAUUAUGUAUUUCGCUUAGUACCAACAUGUACACCUGCUCCGCUACUUAAUAAGCCAAAUUACUUAGAUGAAACUAUAAUUCAUGAAAUAUCACCAAUCAAUGAUUCGACUGCUAAAUUAAGAAAGCGAGACGAGAAGCGGACGGUGAGUGAAAGUGAAGUGGACGAGCUCAUGAGACAGAAUUUCAAGAAAGCAUGUUCUUCUAUGAAGAUGCAAAUCUUGGCUCGAACUUUUUACGGAUGGCUAGCAUAUUGCGGUCAUUUACGUACUAUUCGAAAUCAUUUGGCAUGUUUGGUUGAUUCGAAAACAGCAAUAGAGGAAACAACUGGUCCAGUUAACGAGGAUUUCUGGAAAGAAUGCCGGAAUAUAAAAUCUGAAAAAAUGGAGAAAGAAUUCCUAUCGAGAACUUAUCGAUUUGGCAUCAGUGGAAAUGAGUCUUUUAUGCUUCGACGUAAGGUUUGGCCAUAUCUACUAGGACUAGUGAAUUGGACACAAGAUUUCGAACAGCUCAAGAAUACAUAUCGUGCAAAAUACUACAACGAUGUAGUAGAAUGGGAAAAGAUCGAGAAAAUUAUUCGUGAACGUGAUCGAGAAGCAUUUGUAGUCGCUCGACUUCGAUAUCAUGUAUGCAAAGCUGAAUCUAACCCAUCAUUCCAUGGAAUAUCGCUGAACAAUGAAGUAUUCGAGGAAAAUAAUGAAAUACCUAAAGAUCAAAAGGAUAACGAUGAGGAAGAUAUCAUGGAAAAAUUCAGUGCCAAUUUACACCGAAUCGAGAAAGAUGUAGAACGUUGUGAUCGAAGCUCAGCUUAUUUUGCCAAAAAAGAAAAUCUACAAAAGUUGAAAACGGUAAUGUGUACGUAUAUAUGGCGGAAUUUAAACGAAGGUUACACGCAAGGAAUGUGCGACUUGGCCGCUCCACUAUUGGUUAUCCUCGAUGAUGAACCACUGGUACUAGCAUGUUUUGAUCGAUUAAUGCUCCGAAUGAAGCAAAAUUUCCCGCAGAGAACUGGAAUGGAUGAUAAUCUGGCUUACAUGAAUUCUCUCUUACAGGUGAUGGAUCCGGAAUUUCUCGAGUAUAUAACUGAAAAUGGUGACGCAACACAUCUAUCUUUUACUUAUCGAUGGUUCUUACUUGACUUCAAAAGAGAAUUCACCUAUCCACAAGUGUUUCGUAUUUGGGAAGUAAUUUGGGCAGCAUCCUCACUAGUCACUACUCAUUUUCAUUUAUUCUUAGCCUUAGCGAUGAUCAUCGCAUAUCGUCAUAUAAUUAUUGAUAAUCGAAUGGACUUCACCGAUGUUAUCAAAUUUUAUAAUGAGAUGGCAGAAAGGCACAAUGUUGACGAACUUUUGGAUUCAGCACGGAAUCUUUUGGAACGUUUGCAAACAAUUAUUAUGGAACUAGAACCGGUCAAGAAUUGA